ACUCAUCAACUCCUUCAACCAUUUUCUUUCUUUCUUGGCUUGGCGACAUUCGCGGCAGACAGAGUGGAACAAUAUAGGGAUAAUCCCGUUCGUUUGGCUCUCUUACACGCGAUCUUCUAAGAUUACUUAAAUCUAAACUAUAAAGCAAAGGUUUAAAGAAACACCGACGCAGUCCACGCUAGUAUUCUACUAGUAAUAUCAUCCACCUGGUUUAGCUGAAAAUUUGGCAUGCAAAUGCUGCAUGUAAUGACGAUGAAAAUACAUUAAACUUCAAGCAUUCGUAUCAGGAGUCAAAGAUAGCUAUAAUCAUCGUAAAAAACCCAAAGAAAACCUCAAUCAAAAUGGGAAGCACCUUCAGUAACAUGGUUGUUACAACACUUCUUAGUUCAUGUCUUUUGAUGAUGCACUUGAAUGCAGCACCAGUUUGUAAUUUUCAUAAAUUAAAGCAUGAUGAAAUUGGCUUAUGUGGUCCUAAUGGCACAACAUGGCAUUGCCCCUCGUGUCAACCUGGUUAUGGACAAUUAGUGGAAUGUGGGAGAAAGUAUCCUGAAGGAACUAAAGUUGGAUGUGUUCCAUGCAAAGAGAACCAUACAUACUCAGACACCUACGACAUUAGUCAGUGCAAGCAAUGUACUCGUUGUCAAGAAAAUGAAGUUCAGAGUGGACAAUGUACACGAGAAAAUGACACUAUACGAUGUACCUGUAAACGUGGUUAUUAUAGGGACAGAGGACACUGCAAGCCCUGCAGCUGGUGUUGUGGGGAUAAGACUAAUGAGAAGGUACCUGAAUGUAAUAUUCCACAAGUAGUGCCAAUGGGAAAACAAUGUUCUUUACAGACUGCAAGAAAUUGUGCUCCAACGACUCCUGCACCAAGUACCAUAUCAAUUACUACUGUUAUUGCUCCAAUUACUUCACCAAUGACUGCCUUCACAACUGAACAAACUAGUAGCAAAGAAUCCAAAAAUAGAUCCAAUUCCAUUAACAUUAAUACAAAUGACCCAGAAAGCACUACAAAGGAUUAAAAAAAAACUGACAAGGAACAUAGUGGUGGAAAAGAUAGUGGAGAGAGCACAUUUUCCCAAAACAAUGCAUGGAUUACAGCAACAAUUGUCGUAGUGGUCAUUAUCUUUCUCGCUCUGCUGUCUACAUAUUGUUGCUGCAAUGAAAGAAGCAGUAAGUUUUUAUACCUACUUACCUUUUUAUAAUUAUUACUAUGCAGUAAAAAAUCUCUUGUGACAUCUUUCUUGACAGCUACUGUGUAGUUCCAUAAAAUAUCCAUACCCCACCCACAAAGUAAAUUGGAAGUUCUGGAGGGGAGGGGUUAGAGAAAAAACAAAAAUACGGAGUUUGAAUGGAAGAAAAUUGGAAGUUCCUGGGGGUACAGGGGUCCUUUUACAAAUUUCCUCUGUGGUUGGGGGAUGGAUAUGUUCUGGAACUAUACACAUUAAACUCUUAAUAUGCUUAAUUAUAUUGCUAGCUGUAGUUAUGAACACUUACAGUGUGACUAUACCACAAUCAGGGCCACCUAGACAGCAGGAACCAAUCAAAUUGUAGAAUGAAUUUGAAAACAUUACCAUAACAAUCAGAAACCUAGAGCGCAGGAGAAUGGUAAUAUGACCCUGAUGUUAUUACAUGUAAACAACUAGAUAGCCAUCGUCAUUUUUUCAUGGGAAUAAAAGGAUAUGUUGAAAGGC
Molecule: messenger RNA, 1694 nt
Organism: Actinia tenebrosa (Australian red waratah sea anemone)
Lineage: Eukaryota; Metazoa; Cnidaria; Anthozoa; Actiniaria; Actiniidae
Biological process (GO): Rho protein signal transduction
Cellular component (GO): plasma membrane; cell surface
Molecular function (GO): nerve growth factor binding; death receptor activity; coreceptor activity
Source: RefSeq, a predicted model, not a curated record